Gracilinanus agilis (Agile Gracile Mouse Opossum) is the source of this 807-nucleotide messenger RNA. Its product is annotated as MIF4G domain-containing protein-like. Bases 295 to 807 code for a protein of 170 amino acids. Gene Ontology annotation, molecular function: translation activator activity. Gene Ontology annotation, biological process: regulation of translational initiation. Gene Ontology annotation, cellular component: cytosol. The record is from RefSeq and is a predicted model, not a curated record. The transcript has a single exon. NCBI's taxonomy places the organism in Eukaryota, Metazoa, Chordata, Mammalia, Didelphimorphia, Didelphidae.
UCAUUAUAUUCUUUUUAAAAUUUUAAUUUUUGGAAUUUUCUUAUUUGUUUGUUACGUUAAAAUAUCCAGUUAAGCUGGGUCCAUGGGGCUCCCCAGGUACGUUUGGAAAUGACCUAACCGGAGACGCUGGGUCAAGCUGAAUGCUGGCUGCGGCGGCUAACGGCCGCCACCGCAGGAGUGCACCAUGUCCACGCUGAUCCAGCAUCCGCGGGCGGUGGGAAGAUAGGGACGGUCUCAGCUCGGCGGGUGCUGCCAGCUCUCCCCUGCCUCUCGGCUGGGGGUGGCUGGGCAGUCAUGGGUGAACCAGGCCGUGAAGAGUAUGAAAUUCAGUCCUUUGAUGCUGAGACCCAGAGAUUACCGAAGACUGCCCUCAAAGAACGUGGUGCUGUGGAUUGGGAGAAAGUGGCCAAUGUGAUUGUGGACCAAUCCCUGAAAGACUGUGUAUUCAGCAAGGAAGCUGGACGCAUCUGCUACACCAUCACUCAGGUGAACAACAUGCCUAUGAUGGUAUUGGUCAACCCUGUCUAUGACUGCCUUUUCCGACUGGCACAGCCGGACAGCCUGCAUAAGGAGGAGGAGGUGGACUGCCUGGUGUUGCAACUGCACCGAAUUGGAGAGCAGCUGGAGAAAAUGAAUGGGCAGAGGAUGGACAAGCUGUUUGGUCUGCUGUGUGAUGGCUUCCUGCUUCAGGAGGGGCUCAGCUCCCUGUCCCAGCUCUUGCUCCUGGAGCUUAUUGAAUUCCGGGCUGCUGGUUGGAGGACCACUCCUGCUGCCCAGAAAUAUUAUUACAGCGAGGUUUUGGACUAG